UACGAUGAUCGAGCACCUUGACCUGACACAUUGUUCCUGCACGUAAAUACUGAUGUCUCACAGUUUAUUUAUUUCAUCUGGAAGAUCCUUUUUAUAUUCAUUAUCCUGGCAGCCCUGGCUAUUUUCAACCAACCUUGAACAACUUCAGCCAAUCCGAUAUCCGUCUACUACAUCUUCUUCCUGGGCUUACCUGUCAUCUGAUACGAUCACGCUUGCUCUACCUUACAUGAGUCGGUAGUCAGCAUCUGCGGAGCUCAGGCCCAACAAAGACGUCGAUGACUUGGGGUUUCUGUCCCUGUCUCAACCUCACUCCCUAUGCUGAGGCUUUUUUCGUACCAAUGAUCCUCGGAUGGGAAACGCGGGUUGGCUUUAUCUCAUGUGGAUUGAAUUUGGCCCUGCUCCUAUAGCUUGAUAUAACUCAUGCCUUGACCUUUGCGAUAUCCGCUGUUGAAAUUGCGUGCUUCUAAAGGGAAAGAUUGCUUCGACAAGUUGUCGCUCCUAUGUCUCCAUCCGAACCUAAACGAGUCGCUAUUGUAGGAGGUGGCUUAACUGGAAUCGCUUCCUUCUGGGCCUUGCGAAAUUCUUCGCAUGAUGUCCAUUUGUUUGAAGCGUCUUCAGUCCUUGGCGGACAUAUGAAGACGUUACCGUUUGAAAGCAAUGGUAAUCAAGUCGAGGUAGAUUUGGAGUUGCCGUCGUUCAAUCCUAAAGCUUGCCCCAAUCUUGUUUCUUUAUUGAACUACCUGGGAAUCGCCACAACUGCUGUACCAUUCUCCUUUGGAGCUUCGGACGGUACUCAGUCCUUCAAAUGGUAUAGCAGUAUCUUGAAGAGCGUCCUUCUCUGCCCACAAAUGCUCUGGAACAAGCAAGCGUGCCGGCUCUUGUUAGACGCGAUCUGCUUUAGACAUCUGGCUGUGACUGUGCUUACUGACGAGUCUCGGGGGUCUGAACCCCCCAAAGUUGAAGACUUGACGGAAACCUAUCUUUCAGACGAAGGUUAUUCAAACAGUUUUCGUGACAAGUAUCUAGCUCCAUUGCUCUCCAUGCUAUGGAGGACAAAUGCAGGAAGGUUUCUUGCUCGAUUUCCUGUGAAAGCUCUGGCCCGCUGUUUGAGUGACCAUGACCUUCUUUGUACAGACGGGAUGAAGCCAAAAUGGUGGCGAAUUGACCUGGGAGUAGGACAUUUUAUCAAGACGAUGGUGAAAGAUUUGCCCCAUGAAAAAAUAUAUCUACAGACCAGAGUGAAUGAGAUAACACGGCAUUCUAAAUCAAACUACGGCCUCGUUACGUGCGACGGCCAAGAGUCGCUGUUUGAUCAUGUUAUUCUCACGGUAGAUGGGAACGAAAUCAUCCGAAUUCUGGGCUCGACGGCAACCACGGGGGAGAAGGAGAUAAUACAGUGCCUAGGGGUUACGAGGAAUAUCGUUAUUUUACAUUCGGACCAUUCGGUAGGCGAUCACUGUCUCUCCUUCAGAACUAGCUGGCUCAACAUGGAACCCGGUGGCAUACUUGACUGUAACUAUAUUAUAGCAUCGCAAGAACAACCACGUCGUGACUUUUUCUCUCCCAAGUCCUGCGCGAGGUACAAUCUGAAUACCCUUCAGAACAUACCUACCUCUCUUUUCGGCCAGGUGCUCAUCACCUUCAACCCACUCGCACCACCUCAUCCUAGCCUUGUACAAGGGGUAUGGGAAUUCACAGAACCCGAGCCCACGGCAGAAUCCCUUUACGCACAGGCCCUGCUGCCCUCGAUCCAAAACAAAAGGGGACUGAGCUAUAGCUUCUGGUGGACGGGCCGUGGAAUUCUCGAGGACGCUAUUACCUCCGGGUUCAGAAUAGCCAUUGAGGACCUAGGAGCCGAAGUGCCGUUUGCCGUGGACUUCCAUCCCCAGCCGCUAGAUUCGACAGAGUUCUUUGCGAGACAGGUAGGACUUCAAGAGAACCUUACUCGAACGGUUCUCCAGGCUUUCCGUGUCUUAGUUAUUGUGUUGGAGAUCACUCUGCUUUUGUUGACCCGCCUGUAUACGCCGGGCUUAAAGAUUAGGGCUCGUCGUACCGUUUUCCGAGCGCUCAAGUCAUCAGCCAUAUCAUGA
Messenger RNA from Aspergillus ochraceoroseus IBT 24754, 2090 nucleotides. RefSeq lists its product as uncharacterized. NCBI's taxonomy places the organism in Eukaryota, Fungi, Ascomycota, Eurotiomycetes, Eurotiales, Aspergillaceae. The transcript has 3 exons. Gene Ontology annotation, molecular function: oxidoreductase activity. The record is from RefSeq and is a predicted model, not a curated record. The coding region runs from base 501 to 2090 and encodes 529 amino acids.